Saccharomycodes ludwigii is the source of this 2295-nucleotide messenger RNA. RefSeq lists its product as uncharacterized. The transcript has a single exon. Gene Ontology annotation, biological process: cellular response to oxidative stress. The record is from RefSeq and is a predicted model, not a curated record. Bases 1 to 2295 code for a protein of 764 amino acids. NCBI's taxonomy places the organism in Eukaryota, Fungi, Ascomycota, Saccharomycetes, Saccharomycodales, Saccharomycodaceae. Gene Ontology annotation, cellular component: cytoplasm.
AUGGUUCAAGAUAAAAACUCUAUUGAAAAAAAGGGACAAAAUAAUGAUAUUGUUGUUCCCAACGUUAUUCCUUCCAACGAUAAUACUGCAAAAAGUAUAACCAAAGAUAUUCCAGAAAAUAACGAUCAAGGAACACAAGAUGAGAAAGAACAACAUCAAGAACAAAAACAGAUACUAGAUAUUGCUGAAAUUUGCGAUAAUUUAAAAAGAGCCUUUAAAGAAGAAGGUACUGAUGAUCCUAUUUCUUUAAUUACAAUAAUAGACAUAUACACCCAGCAACUUUUAAAAACUUCAAAUGAAACCUUCAUUUUACAGUUUUUGGAUGUCUUGCAGGAUGAAUUGAUUAAAGCUGAUGAUAGAUUAUUAAAGGAAAUUGGUUGGGAUCUACCCAAAAUAUUGUUGCAAUUUAUCCGCUUUGAUUACCUCAACGUUAAUAUUCAAUUAAAAUUUAAUAAACCAUUAAGAAUCGUUAUGAGAUGUUUUAAUGAAUUAGUUUUACGUGGAAAUCCAAAAGAGUUAUUUUUAACUGGCUGCGAACUCCUAAAUAAUCUAAACUUUGAUGAUGAAAAAGCAGAAGAGAAAAAAGUUUGCAUGAAUUUAGACUUUAGCAAGAUUAAUCAAGUUUUAACAAGAGAUCCAGCUGAAUUCACAUUAGAACUAAAGUUUCAUAUUUUAGAAGAGUUGGUCAGCUCUACAAUGAGGAAAAUUGAUAAUAAUCCAUUUCCAUCUAAAUUUUUAGCCAUGUCUACCGACUCCCUACUAAGAUUUAUUCGCAAUAAUAAUUCUAAAAUUCAGGAUAGUUUUUUCAUUUUGCGCAGAAUUUACACUUUUAUUAGAGGUUAUGAACCACCGCAAUAUCAUUCUACUACCCAUACUGCUCCAAUUACAGAUUAUGAUGAGGAAGGAGAAAACCUGUUACAAAGAAAAUUAUUGGUAAACUUCACCACAACGGUCUUCCCCAUUUUAUUUAAUACGCAUACCGGACAAUUAGCUUGGAUAUAUUAUUCAGAAAACAUAAGUUGUAACCGAGAGGAUAUUCGUAAAGCUAGGGAUUUAGAGAAAAAUCCCGCUUACCAUGAAUUUAUUACAUUAUAUGAAAGAUUUUAUCAACUUUGUAAUUCGUUUGAUGUUGAUAUUGAAAAAGAAUUUGUUAACUUGUGUUGUGAAGAAUCCAAGAGUAUCUAUAAUGCUAUUCCACAAACCACAUCUUCAGAUGCUAUUUCACAAGUUAUUUUCCAAUUACCUGUAGCUUAUGAAUUUUCAAAAUUGAAGAAUGAAAGGAAAAUACCAAUUAAUUUUGAUGGUAUUUUAUUGUUAGCCUGCUAUCACUAUCAUAAAAACGAUGUUACAUCAGCUCCUCCCCAGCUAAAUUUAACCAACAUGAUUUAUUUAUUUCUAAGAGUUACGUCUCCAGGAACCAUCUCUCCCGCUUUAAAAAAUGACAUUGUUAAAGAAUGUGUUUAUUUUUUCAUAUGGUAUUGUUUUAAGCACGCUGCAUCUUGUGAAAGUUUAAUGGAAGAAUUAUCUAAAAUUUCAUCCUUUAUACUUAUUACAUUUUUCCAAUUAUUAUUGUUGGACAAUAUCACACCAAAUUAUACUGGUUUGUUACCCAAUGCAGCCUCAAGAAUGUGUUCUUUAACUUUAUUAACUAGAUUUUUAUGUCUAUCACCUAAUAAAGUAUCUUUUGAGUUUAUUAAGGACACAUUGUUAAGUUGUCCCUAUCCGGAGGGGAAAGUGUUUAUUAUUAGUAUUAUGAAAGAUUUAAUGACAAGAAAAUGCAAUGUUUCUGCCGUUAAUACCACUUUGAACAUUGAGUUGUCUAAUUUACACCUUACUGCUGCCAAUAGUAGUGCUGAAAAUAGCGAUAGAAAUGUAGACAAGGGCAUUUCGCCAACUUUAUCUGAAAAGGGGUCUGCUUGUUGUUAUAUUGAAAUUAAUGACGAUAUAAUGGCUACAAUUCACUCAUUAACUAUGCUUUGUAUUGAUACAAUUAGGAAAUCAGCAUUGACUAUUUUUGAUGUUGGUACUUCUAUUGGCGAUAGUAAUGGGUCCGACUCGUUUAAAGUAAAUUUGCAAAUACUAUUAUCAUACUUAAACUUUUACUGUAGUGUUUAUCAAAAAUGGAAUAGUAAUUUAUUAGAAAUUGUAAACAGUGAAAUUAGUACUUUUUUGAAGACCCAUAAGAAAAAUGAUGAUUCGCAAUAUGAAAAGUAUCCUGAAAUCCAAUUUAUUGAUAUGGCUAACAAAACAUUAUAUUCAUUUAUCAAGAUUAAAGAUAAAGAAAAUGGAAAAUAG